Messenger RNA from Chlorella variabilis, 3210 nucleotides. RefSeq lists its product as hypothetical. Gene Ontology annotation, biological process: intra-Golgi vesicle-mediated transport. The record is from RefSeq and is a predicted model, not a curated record. Lineage: Eukaryota; Viridiplantae; Chlorophyta; Trebouxiophyceae; Chlorellales; Chlorellaceae. Bases 1 to 3210 code for a protein of 1069 amino acids. The transcript is spliced from 12 exons. Gene Ontology annotation, cellular component: COG complex; Golgi apparatus.
AUGGAGCGUAUGGAGGUGGAAAAGCUGUUUCAGCAGCGCCCUAUCGCUGCUGUGCGCGAGUUUGAGCUGACGAUGCAGGCGUCUUUGGCCGAGAAAAAGAAGCAGCUGCGCGAAACCGUUGGCGAGAGCUACCGGGACCUCAUCUCCAGCGCCGACACCAUCAUCGACAUCUCCCGCUCCUGCCACCGCCUGGUGGACCUGACGGGGGCGCUGCAGCGGGGCCUGGGCGAGCUGGCGAGCGGCAUCGCAGCGGGUGGCGCUGCCGCACCCCCGACCACCUCCUCCUACGAUCGCCUCUACUCCCUGGGCAGCCGCAUCAAGUACCUCCUGGACACCCCGGAAACGAUCUACGGCUGCCUAGAUGGCGGCGAGUUCCUGGCGGCCUCGCGCCGCUACGUGCGCGCCGCCGAGGUGCACCGCCUGCUCACCGCGGGGCAGGCCAAGCAGGUGGCGCAGCGCUUCCCGCUGCUGCAGCACCAGUGGCCGCUGGUCAAGAAGUUCCGGUCGCAGGUGUACACUGCGGCGGGGGCGUGGCUGGGGUCGCACGGCGAGCUGACAGCCACGCAGGCGGCCUCCACGCUGGCGGCGCAGGCGCUGCUCAAGCCAGCGGAUGGCGCCGAGGUGCUCAAGGCCUUCCUCACCGCACGCCAGGCCUACAUCAUGCAGUGCCUCUCCGCAGCCACCAGCGCGGGCGCCGACACCGACCUGGACAGCCUAGCGUUCAUCCUUGCUGACGUGGCUACAAUGGUGUGCGCCACCCUGGCCCAGUGCGGCGAGCUGUUCCUGCAGCUUCCAGGCGUUACUGCCACACCCCUGCUGGCACAAGCGCUGUCUAAGGGUGACAGCAGCAGCGCCGACCUCCUGUUUGACACUGGCAAGGAGGCAGAUGCCUGGAAGGCUCACGUGGAGGCAACCAGGAAUCGGCUGGCGGAGCUGAGCGCCGCGGGGCUGGCGCUGGAGUGCAGCGGGUGGCUGGACCAGCUGUCGCUGCAGCUGCGCCAGCUGGGCGGCCGGCUGUUGGGGCCAUGUUCGAGUGGGCAGGGGCUGCUACAGGUGGAGGCGGCAGUGAAGGCUGCCCUGGAGGAAUGGCAAUACCAGCUGCAAGCCAGCAGGCCGGAUGCCGCAGCGGCAGCAGAUGCUGGGGGCGAUGUGGCGGCCAUGUCCUGGGGUGACAUCUGCCAGUGGGUGCUGGGCCGUCCGUCGCCUCUGUGGCCGCUGAUGUUUGAGCAGCCGCUGCUGGAGCGUGCCAAGCAGCUGGUGUCCCGCGACUUCUCUGCGGUGGUGGACGAGGAGGCAGCCAAUCUGCCCCCCUCAGCUCCCGGCACCUUCCAGGCAGCCAGUUGGUUUGAGGCUGUAGAGCUGCAGCCGGCCACGCCUGAUGGUGCCAGCAACGGGUCUGUUGGGGCCAGCAAGCGCCGGCGGCUGGCUGGGCAGCCCAAGCAGGGCUCAGCUCAGGCGGGCGCCGCGCAGGACCUGCUUUUGCAACGGUGGCUGGGACAAGCAGGCCACGUUGUGCAACGGUUUGACCAGCAGCUCAGCAAGGCACUGGUGGCCGCACUGGACGCAUGUGGCAGCCUGGCUCAGCCCGUCGCUGGUGGGACGGUGCCCGACGUGCGGCGGCCAUCCGGGCCCACUGAGGCAGCGGCCAGCAGGGCGCUGGUGCUGGAGCCAUUUGUACAAGACAGGUGUGCAGAGGCGGCGGAAGGCAUCGCUGCGUCUCUGGACGCCCGCCUGCUGGCGCUGCCCCACCCAGAGGCAGCGGGAUGCGGGGAUGCACGCUACUCGCCCAUCGCCACCCAAGCCCUCCUGCUGGGCCGCGUGGCGCUUGGGUUGGCUAGCCGCAGCAGCAUGCUGCCCGUGGUGCUGGGGCCACCAGAUCAGUGGCGUGCAUCAGUGAUCGGCGGCGCCGAUGCUGAGGCGGCCGGCAGGCGGCCGCUGCUGGGGCCUCGGCUGCCUGCCGGAGCCCCGGCAGCCCCAGCUCCCAGCGCACGCUACGAGCGCCUCCAGCAGCGGCUGCACAGCGUCGGGCUGCAGGGCUACGGCAAGUGGGCAAGCUGGGCAUCAGUGGGCCUUGCAUCGGCCCUGGUGGCAGGCCUGUCGGCAGACCACACCUUGGCUGCCGACGUGCCGCUGCGGUCGUGGGACGAAACCGUCAUUGGCGGUGCCGGCAAGGAUGAGCUGGCACUGGAGGCCGAGCCGGCCGGCUCCGGCCUGGAAAUGCGCUUCCAGCUGCCCGCUGCCCCCUCGCCUGCCGCCGUGCUGCUGGCUCUUGCCGCCUGCCAGGAGGUCGACCGCGCAGGCGGGCAUCUGCUGGAGGAGGAGCCUCUGCAGCUGUUCAAGUGGCGCCUGUGCGGCAGUUUGCUAGCUGCGCUGAGCGCUGCACUGGGGGAGGCAGAGGCCAACGGCGACGGCGGCGGCUUGGGCACUGUAGAGACGGCUGCGGUUGGCAGCGGCCACAGCGCGGUGCUGGCCGGCAAGGUGUCGGAGAAGGGCGUGCUGCAGCUGCUGUUUGAUGUGCGCUUCCUGCUGGAUCUGCUCAGCGGCGGGCGCCCCAUCAGCACAAGCGCCUCAGAUGCCGCUGGCAGCGCCGCUGCUGUGGCUGGGCGGCGGCGGGAGGCCAUGCAGCUGGAGGCGCAGCUCAGCGGCCGGCUGGACCCCAUUGAUUGGGCCACCUACGAGCCCUACCUGUAUGCCAACAAGGAUCGGGCAGCAAUCCGGCGCCAGGUGCUCUUCGGCGUGCUGCUGCGCGGCAACCAACGCACGGCACAGCAGGCUGGAUCAGGGGCAGCGGAGGGUGGCAGCAGCAUGUCUGCGGACAGCAACACGCUGCGUAUGGCAGCGGUGGGGCCUCGCUUCUCCUACCUGCCCGUCACCACUCCGGCGGCGCUGCUGCGGCAGACCUCCAUGCACCAGCUGCAGAAUGCGGGCAGCUCCUCGCGGCUGGCCUCUGGCUUGCCUGUGCUGGCUGGCGCCACUGACGUGGCUGCCACACCUGCUGCGCCUGCGGGGGAGUCCGCUGCAGCCUACAGCUUUGCUAUGUUGCUCAGCAACAAGCCGCGGCAUGCGGGAGAGGAGGACGAGGGGCCCAUUGCCAGCUCAGCCAGCUCAGCAGCCAUGGGCACAGGCGUGUCAGCUGCCGCCAACAAGCUGGUGGGCCUGCUGGGCGACUCCGGCCUGCUCUCCUCCUUUGCCCGCGGUUUCAACAAUUAG